Messenger RNA from Pseudomassariella vexata, 1886 nucleotides. RefSeq names its product CDP-alcohol phosphatidyltransferase-domain-containing protein. Gene Ontology annotation, biological process: phospholipid biosynthetic process. Bases 426 to 1673 code for a protein of 415 amino acids. NCBI's taxonomy places the organism in Eukaryota, Fungi, Ascomycota, Sordariomycetes, Amphisphaeriales, Pseudomassariaceae. The record is from RefSeq and is a predicted model, not a curated record. Gene Ontology annotation, cellular component: membrane. Gene Ontology annotation, molecular function: phosphotransferase activity, for other substituted phosphate groups. The transcript has 2 exons.
AAGGACAGCCCUGGGCGCUAGCAUGGAUAGGGACUAGCGGGCAAGCCGAUGAGAUUCGGCUUUUGCUAGGAUCCAAGGACUAGGGUCUUAUGACGUUGCAAUAUGUGUAAUGUUUGGUAAAUGCCAAAAGCUUGAACACGCGAACAACCCAUUAUUACCUUCUUUCUUCAACCGUUCCGGCGCUAUCUUUGAUAUCGUUACGAACCUUGUCGGCUCCUGCAUCACUGAACCGUCUGUCUUGGACUUGUGCACGCUGCCGUAUUUGGUUCGUGGAAGUUGCAAGGCAGUGACCCCUCAAAAGAUACCACAAGCCCUAACCACCGCCGCAGUCGGAUUGCUCUUCUUCUUGCGUCCCGACGAUUAAGCCCUACAAUAUCUAUCUAUAUUGUACCUGCUCCAUCCGUCAGACAGGCAACACCGUCAAGAUGGUGUACGUACGCCAGGAAUUCUUGCCGAACCUCAAGGAGUACAAAUACUCGGGAGUGGAUCACUCGUUGAUGUCGCGAUAUGUGCUGAAGCCCUUCUACUCCAAUGUGGUGAUCCGCUGCUUCCCCAUGUGGAUGGCGCCGAACCUCAUCACGUUGUCGGGGUUCAUGUUUGUCAUAUUCAACUUCUUCACGCUACUGUGGUAUAACCCGACGCUCGACCAGAAUUGCCCGACAUGGGUCUACUACAGCUGGGCUAUAGGCCUGUUUCUCUAUCAGACCUUUGACGCCGUGGACGGGUCACAAGCACGACGAACCCGUCAAAGCGGCCCGCUCGGCGAGCUCUUCGACCACGGUGUCGACGCGCUCAACACCUCCCUCGAGUGCCUCAUCUUCGCCGGCUGCCAAAACAUGGGCCACUCGUGGUACACAGUCGCGACACUCUUCGCCUCGCUGCUGACCUUCUACGUUCAGACAUGGGACGAGUACCACACCAAGACCCUGACGCUGGGCAUUGUCAGCGGGCCCGUCGAGGGCAUCCUGAUCAUCGUCUGCGUCUACGCCCUGACUGGCUGCGUCGGCGGCGGCAGCUUCUGGCAGCAAUCACUCUUACGCACUGUCGGCGUCCCGGACUCGUGGGGCAUCCCGUCGUUUCUCUACGAGUUCAGCUUCACGCAGUGGUACAUGGUGCAGGGCACCGUAGUUCUCGUCUUCAACACGGUUGAGAGCGCGCGCAAUGUCAUUAAAGCCCGUCGUGCCCGCGGUGACCGCAGCCGAGGUGCAUUGCUGGGGCUGCUUCCCUUCUUCGGCACCUGGUCCCUCAUCAUCGCCUACCUCUGGCUGCAGCCCCUGAUCCGAACUCAGCAUCUUGUCCCCUUCGCCAUGUUCGCUGGUAUCGUCAAUGCGUACAGCGUGGGCCAGAUGAUCACGGCGCAUCUCGUUAAGCUUGAUUUCCCUUACUGGAACGUGCUGGUUGUGCCGCUUGCCUGGGGCGUCUUCGACUCGCUUGGUCCGUUGCUACAGUCUAAGCUCGGGUGGACUUUUGGAUGGCCCAGUGCGCUGGGUGAUGAUGUCUACCAAGUUGCAUUCAUGUUCUCGAUGCUGGGCAUGGCGAUUGGCGUCUAUGGCAGUUUUGUCGUCGAUGUCAUUGUUACCAUUUGCGAUUACCUCGAUAUCUACUGCCUGACUAUUAAGCACCCAUAUGUGGAAGUCCAGGAGGAGAAUAGCAAUGGGAAGAAGGAGAAGUAGAGGUAUUUCUCUCUUGUGUCCGCGUGCGACAGAAAGAAAACGCCAGCAAAGUGGGGAUGUGACAUGAUCUCUCCGAAGUCGUCGGAGAAGCUACGAGCCAUAUACCUUGAGCAAUACGCGAAAGUAACGGUAAGUAGGCGCAGCUGGUACAUGAGGUCUCGAGAAACAGACGGGUUGGCGGGGAGGCCUCGAGGAGGCAAUUCAGUAUAAUGG